Xenopus tropicalis (tropical clawed frog) is the source of this 1253-nucleotide messenger RNA. RefSeq names its product tRNA splicing endonuclease subunit 34 (gene tsen34). The record is from RefSeq and is a predicted model, not a curated record. Gene Ontology annotation, molecular function: tRNA-intron lyase activity; nucleic acid binding; lyase activity. NCBI's taxonomy places the organism in Eukaryota, Metazoa, Chordata, Amphibia, Anura, Pipidae. The coding region runs from base 190 to 1116 and encodes 308 amino acids. Gene Ontology annotation, cellular component: nucleolus; tRNA-intron endonuclease complex. Gene Ontology annotation, biological process: tRNA-type intron splice site recognition and cleavage; tRNA splicing, via endonucleolytic cleavage and ligation. The transcript is spliced from 6 exons.
CUGGCCGCAAUGUGCGGGGUGAGAGCUGCCAGGGGGAGGGGCUUUGCUCUCAUGGCUCCGCCCAAGUACACAUGGCAGCCGGUAUCAGACACAUAGAAGAGUGGAGAGGGGCCUCGGACAGACACAGAUACACUGCCCUGGUGUGAAUAGGAGCGAGUGGAGUCGCAUGAUUACUAGAAACCCAAUACCAUGAUCCUAAUCCAUCUCCUGGAAGGAAAGGCCUUUGUGUGGAAGGCAGAUGAUGUUCAGAUGAUCCGGGAGCAGCAUGGGCUGGUGGGGAAUCUUGUUGGUGCCCUGGUGAGGAAACCAAGGCAGAACUCACGGCUUGGCCUCCCACUGCAACUAAUGCCUGAAGAAGUGCGACUGUUGGUGGAAAUUGGAGCUGCUGUUCUUGUGCGUGGCCUCUCAGGGGAAGGGAAGAUCCAUAAAGAAGUGGCUUUGGAACCGGAAAGUGCAGAGUCUUCCCCUUCACCAAACGAUGUUAACGAUGAGCAGCCAGAGACUGAGGCCUAUGACAAGUAUUUGAAUGAAAGCUACAAGGAGCAAAGGAAACUCGCACUGGAAGACAAAAGGCGCACAUUAGAAAGCUUAGCAGAUCGCAUUGCAGAGGGAAGGUCUCGGAGGAAACGGCAGCGUAGUGACCAGGAAGAUGCUACGGAGUCAUCUUUUCAGGGACCAAUUAAAGAGCUUCAGAACUUAGAGGAGACGUUCCAGUUUCCCAAGGAAGCAAUGAUGGUACAUCUCCCGACGGCUCACCCUUCCUGCGGAGAUACGGAGGAGGUGGAUAUGUGCCAAGCCUCUGUGCACUGGCCUUAUGCUGGGCAGAAGGAGCAUGAAGUGCGCUAUAAGGUUUUCAAGAGCCUUUGGCAAAAGGGGUAUUUUCUCACCAGCGGUAGCAAAUUUGGAGGAGAUUUCCUUGUUUAUCCAGGAGACCCCAUGCGCUUCCAUGCACAUUUCAUCGCUAUUUGCUUUCCAUACAAGGAGGAGAUUCCCCUGAGUGACAUUGUUACAGCGGGGCGCCUUGGCACUAACGUCAAGAAGACUGUGCUGCUCUGUUCCGCAGAUGAGGGAGGGGAAGUGACUUUCACAUCUUUGCAAUGGUCAGGCUUACAAUAAAACCAACAAUAAAGCCUGACACUGGCCAUAAACACCUUCUGAAGGAUGCCAGUACUCGUCCUUAAUCUAUCCUUGAAAGGUUUGCCAGGCAAACGAAAAACUAUUUGUCUGGUCUGUUAAAUGGACAUUUUUUUUUU